AUGGCCUGCACUGAAAACAAGGUCUCUGUUUUGCUCUGUUUCUCAUUGUUCUGUGUCACAGUUUUGUUAAGUUGUGACCGGGUUUGGGGCCAAACAUCUGCUGUUUUUGCCUGUGAUGUUGCAAAGAAUCCGGCUUUGGCGGGUUUUGGGUUCUGUGACAAGUCAUUGUCGGUGGAGGCAAGAGUUGCUGACCUUGUGAAGAGGCUUACAUUGCAGGAGAAAAUUGGGAACUUGGUGGAUUCUGCAAUGGAAGUGAGUAGGCUUGGGAUUCCAAAGUAUGAAUGGUGGUCUGAGGCUCUUCAUGGAGUUUCCAACAUUGGCCCUGGGACCAAUUUUUCCAGCGUGGUGCCCGGAGCAACCAGUUUUCCCAUGCCUAUUCUCACUGCAGCUUCUUUCAAUAGUACCCUCUUUGAAGCCAUUGGAAGAGUGGUUUCAACAGAAGCCAGAGCAAUGUACAAUGUGGGGUUGGCUGGUUUGACUUAUUGGUCGCCAAACAUUAACAUAUUCAGAGAUCCCAGAUGGGGGAGAGGACAGGAAACACCAGGGGAAGACCCUUUGCUAAGUAGCAAAUAUGCAACAGGAUACGUGAAAGGUCUGCAACAAACUGAUGAUGGAGACCCCAACAAGCUCAAGGUUGCUGCUUGUUGCAAACACUAUACAGCCUAUGAUCUGGACAACUGGAAAGGUGUUCAGCGUUACACCUUCAAUGCUGUGGUGACACAGCAAGAUUUGGAUGACACAUUCCAACCACCAUUUAAGAGCUGUGUAAUUGAUGGGAAUGUUGCCAGUGUUAUGUGUUCCUACAACCAGGUUAAUGGAAAACCAACCUGCGCAGACCCAGACCUCCUUAAGGGUGUUAUCCGAGGGGAAUGGAAAUUAAAUGGAUAUAUAGUUUCUGACUGUGACUCGGUAAAAGUGCUUUUCAAAGAUCAGCACUACACCAAGACUCCUGAAGAAGCUGCAGCCAAAAGCAUUCUGGCAGGGUUGGACUUGAACUGUGGAGAUUAUCUUGGUCAAUAUACUGAAGGGGCUAUCAAGCAAGGACUUGUGGACGAAGCAUCCAUUAACAAUGCUGUUUCCAACAAUUUCGCCACAUUGAUGCGUCUUGGUUUCUUUGAUGGUGAUCCAAGCAAGCAAUCUUAUGGAAACCUUGGUCCAAAGGAUGUAUGCACUUCAGAGAACCAGGAGCUCGCCCGUGAAGCUGCAAGGCAAGGGAUUGUGUUGCUUAAAAAUUGUCCAGGAUCACUGCCUCUCAAUGCCAAAGCCAUUAAAUCAUUGGCAGUUAUAGGGCCCAAUGCUGAUGCUACUAGGGUCAUGAUUGGAAACUAUGAAGGCAUCCCUUGCAACUAUAUAUCACCCUUGAAAGGCCUAACAGCCUUAGUUCCUACAAGCUUUGCUCCUGGCUGUCCUGAUGUGCAAUGUGCCAAUGCCCAGCUAGAUGAUGCCACAAAGAUUGCUGCCUCUGCAGAUGCAACCGUGAUUAUAGUUGGUGCAAGUCUAGCUAUAGAGGCAGAAAGUCUUGACAGAGUUAACAUUCUUCUUCCAGGACAGCAGCAACUUCUAGUGAGUGAAGUUGCAAAUGUAUCCAAGGGACCUGUGAUUCUUGUCAUAAUGUCUGGAGGAGGCAUGGAUGUGUCCUUUGCUAAAACUAAUGAUAAAAUCACAAGCAUCCUGUGGGUUGGCUACCCCGGCGAAGCUGGUGGAGCAGCCAUAGCUGAUGUGAUUUUCGGGUUUUAUAAUCCAAGUGGAAGGCUACCAAUUACAUGGUAUCCACAAUCGUAUGUAGAAAAGGUACCAAUGACAAAUAUGAACAUGAGGGCAGAUCCUGCUACAGGUUACCCUGGUAGAUCAUAUAGAUUUUAUAAAGGGGAAACUGUUUACUCAUUUGGAGAUGGAAUAGGCUUCUCAAGUGUCGAGCACAAAAUAGUUAAAGCACCACAGUUGGUGUCUGUUCCCCUAGCAGAUGAUCAUGUAUGCCGUUCCUUAGAAUGCAAGUCACUUGACGUUGCUGAUGAGCAUUGUCAAAACUUGGCCUUUGAUAUUCAACUUAAGGUCAAGAACAUGGGGGAAAUAAGCAGUAGCCAUACAGUGCUACUGUUUUUUACUCCUCCUUCUGUACACAAUGCACCUCAGAAACACUUGUUGGGUUUUGAGAAAGUGCACUUGACAGGAAAAUCAGAAGCACAGGUUAGUUUCAAGGUAGAUGUUUGCAAGGAUUUGAGUGUAGUUGAUGAACUUGGCAACAGGAAAGUUCCCUUGGGACAGCAUCUGCUUCAUGUGGGAAACUUGAAGUAUCCAUUGGGUGUGAGGAUUUGA
Gastrolobium bilobum is the source of this 2316-nucleotide messenger RNA. Its product is annotated as beta-xylosidase/alpha-L-arabinofuranosidase 1. Lineage: Eukaryota; Viridiplantae; Streptophyta; Magnoliopsida; Fabales; Fabaceae. Bases 1 to 2316 code for a protein of 771 amino acids. Gene Ontology annotation, cellular component: plant-type cell wall. The transcript is spliced from 7 exons. The record is from RefSeq and is a predicted model, not a curated record. Gene Ontology annotation, biological process: xylan catabolic process; arabinan catabolic process. Gene Ontology annotation, molecular function: xylan 1,4-beta-xylosidase activity; alpha-L-arabinofuranosidase activity.